AUGCAUCCCCUCCCCCGACAGCUCCUUUCCUCCUCCCGCAGCCAUCCACCACCCCUUUCCUCCGACCGGUUCGCCAACAUGGCGCCAGCAACGAGACUCUGCCUCACCCUGCCCCUCCGCGCGGCGGGGAGGAGGAGGACGUCGGCCUUCACGUCGACGAGGACGAUUCACAACAACCCCCCGAAACCGGCCAAAGUAGUACCCGUGUACGGCACCGGUCCUCCCCCCGAGCCUCCCACCCCGGCGGCAGAGUACGCGGUAGAGGAGCGCCUCGCGAGGAGGAAAAGGCAGGCCGAGAUGCUCAGACAGGCAAGAGACAUUCGCAAGAACAACGGCAACAACAGUAAACCUGCCGACCCGAACGCGCCGGUGUUGAAAAGGAGGUUUUGGAAGGAUGUCUCCAUCAAGGAGGUUGUCGGAACCUACCAGAUCCACCUCGACUCCCGCCCCCUCCGGCACCCAACCACAAAAUCCAUCAUCCGCAUCCCCUUGUCCAAACCCCAGCUCGCCCACGCGCUGGCGGUGGAGUGGGACCAGUUGCUGUCUGCGCAGGAGGCGACGAAGCAGCAUCUUAUCCCGCUUACGUCUUUGGUCUGCAGGGCGGUUGACAUUGGGGCUGAGGACGCUGCGCAUCCUGGCGGUCCUGGUCCGAUAAGGGAGUCUAUUGUCACCGGUAUGAUGCGGUAUCUCGACACGGACAGCUUGUUGUGUUGGGCACCGCCUGCUGAUAGCACCGACCCCCACGCGCCGAGCAGUUACCUCAAUGAUGAGGGGAAGAGCUUGAGGGAUCUGCAAGAGGAGGCGGCGGGGGGUGUGGUGGGUUGGUUGACGAGUAAGGUCUGGCCGGGGGUGAAUAUCGUGCCGGUGUUGGAGGAUAGCGGGAGCAUACUGCCCAGGAAACAAGAGCCGGGGGUGAGGGAGGUGGUGCAGGGGUGGGUGUUGGGGUUGAGUUGCUGGGAGCUUGCGGGCAUCGAGAGGGCGACACUUGCGGGGAAGAGCUUGCUUACGGCCGCGAGGUUGGUUUGUGAGUGGAGCGAGGAGAGGCAAGACCUGACCCAGGGGGAGGAGAGAAAGUUUGGGGUGGAGGAGGCGGCGAGGGUGGUGAGCGUGGAGGUUGAGUGGCAGACCCGGAGGUGGGGAGAGGUGGAGGAUACACAUGAUGUAGAGAAGGAAGAUUUGAGGAGGCAGCUGGGGAGUGUUAUCUUGCUUGUUGGGGGGACUGGGAGGUAGAGGGUUAGAAGUGUAAGAUGGUGUUGUGUAAGAUACGAGGGGUAGAUGGUCAGCGAGGCACCCUCCCGCAAUAGCAAAACUAAGUUGACCCAUAUUACAUAUUGUAAACCAUGCCUCAAAGCAAAUCAACAGGUCUUUGAAUACCUUUAAAGGCCUCUUGACUAUCUUUCAAUGCCUAUCAAUUCUCUUAAGA
Molecule: messenger RNA, 1423 nt
Organism: Podospora pseudocomata
Lineage: Eukaryota; Fungi; Ascomycota; Sordariomycetes; Sordariales; Podosporaceae
Gene: atp12
Product: ATP synthase mitochondrial F1 complex assembly factor 2
Exons: 2
Coding region: 1-1230 (409 amino acids)
Biological process (GO): mitochondrial proton-transporting ATP synthase complex assembly
Cellular component (GO): mitochondrion
Source: RefSeq, a predicted model, not a curated record